ACAUUCUCAAAACUCAUCUCUACGACUGUUUCCUGUAAAAUCACAGCGAAAAUGGGUCGGGACCUUCAAAAACGCAAGCGUCGGUCUUCAAGGCCGACCAUAAGACAGUCCAAUCAACCCAAGAAGCCCCUCAACCCAAGGGGCAACAGCCUGAUCGCUAAGAAUUGGAACAAGAAUGAAACUCUCUCCCAAAACUAUCGCCGCCUCGGCCUCACCGCAAGGCUAGGGAAAGCCACCGGAGGCAUCGAACAGCAUCCGUCCUCCACCACGUCCACCGCCCGGGCACAAGACCCCCUCGCCGUGACGCCCGCGGACGGGAUGCGCACGGCGAUCCAGUCCGUCAAGGUCGAGCGAGAUGCAGACGGUAACAUCGUGCGGGUGCUGCGCAAGGACAACCCGCUGAACGAUCCCCUCAACGACCUGGAGUCGGACUCGGAGGACGAAGAACAAGCAGAUGUGGCUGCCUCGAAACAACAGAAGGAGAACACCACCGCCCGCAGCAGCGGAGAGACCAAGGUCGUCGAUCUCCUCGAGCAGCAGGCCAACAUGCCGACCGAGAAACACAUCCGCCACCAGUCUGCGCGCGAGAGGGAGUGGAUCGAGAGGCUGCUCGCCAAGCACGGCGACGACACGGCUGCGAUGGCCCGGGAUGCCAAGUUGAAUCCCAUGCAGCAGACCGCUGCUGAGAUCAAGAGAAAGAUCAAGACGUACAAGGGACAGUAG
Messenger RNA from Cryphonectria parasitica EP155, 723 nucleotides. RefSeq lists its product as uncharacterized. Gene Ontology annotation, biological process: ribosomal large subunit biogenesis. Gene Ontology annotation, cellular component: nucleolus. The transcript is spliced from 2 exons. The record is from RefSeq and is a predicted model, not a curated record. NCBI's taxonomy places the organism in Eukaryota, Fungi, Ascomycota, Sordariomycetes, Diaporthales, Cryphonectriaceae. The coding region runs from base 52 to 723 and encodes 223 amino acids.